Molecule: messenger RNA, 5135 nt
Organism: Carassius gibelio (silver crucian carp)
Lineage: Eukaryota; Metazoa; Chordata; Actinopteri; Cypriniformes; Cyprinidae
Product: pleckstrin homology domain-containing family A member 5
Exons: 31
Coding region: 76-4200 (1374 amino acids)
Cellular component (GO): cytosol
Molecular function (GO): phosphatidylinositol-3-phosphate binding; phosphatidylinositol-4-phosphate binding; protein binding
Source: RefSeq, a predicted model, not a curated record
CGUUGCUAAGGAAUCCCGAGUACGCGCGAGUGGGUCGGACGCGCGCAGCUCGAGCGCCGCUCUCAGUGCUCAGACAUGGCGGCGGUCCUCAACCCGGAGUGGCUGUCUUGCCUGCCUUCUUUAUGGAGUUACGGCGUGACCCGGGACGGACGCGUCUUCUUUAUCAAUGAAGAAGGGAAGAGCACAACCUGGCUGCAUCCAGUCACGGGAGAAGCCGUCAUUACAGGGCACAGAAAAACUCCAGAUUUACCCACCGGAUGGGAAGAAGGAUACACGUUUGAAGGAGCCCGUUGCUUUAUCAAUCACAAUGAGAGAAAGGUGACCUGCAAGCAUCCCGUCACAGGCGUUCCUUCGCAAGACAACUGCAUCUUUGUCGUCAACGAACACCUGAAUUGUGGGAAACUUGUCCAUCCUGUUUUAAACAGACCAGUGACAAAAGCACCAGCGGCCGACAAGGAAGAACGUCCAACCAGCACCAUGAGUGAAGCAUCGAACUACACGGGCGGCUCAGACUAUACCACACAUCCCAGCAGUCCCACAACCAGAUUGUCCAGGUCUUCAAAGAAAGUCCACAACUUUGGGAAGAGGUCCAACUCCAUCAGGAGGAACCCCAACGCCCCGGUGGUGAAGAACGGCUGGCUUUACAAACAGGACAGUACCGGGAUGAAGAUGUGGAAGAAGAGAUGGUUCGUUCUGUGUGACAUGUGCCUCUUCUACUACAGAGAUGAGAAAGAAGAGGGAAUCUUGGGAAGUAUCCUCCUGCCCAGCUUCCACAUCUCCAUGCUGUCCGUGGAUGACCACAUAAGCAGAAAAUACGCCUUCAAGGCGACGCAUCCAAACAUGCGGACGUAUUAUUUCAGCACCGACACAGCCAAAGAUAUGGAGUCCUGGAUGAAGGUUAUGACUGAUGCAGCAUUGGUCCACUCUGAGCCAACCAGAAGGCUUGAGAAGGUAAAGGUUGACUCCUGCAUCCCUCAGGAGAUGAACAACAUGCUGAAUCACAGAGCCCUGACCCAACCCGAGAUGCAAAACAACGAGAGAAAUCGCGAGACAAUCCGCCAGGAGGAGUACAAGCAGAAAGAGAAAGACGGAGAGCGAUACACCCUCCAGAGAGACGCCGACAACUACGCUCUGCACAAAAACGCUCCAGGACUCACUCUGCAGAAAGACGGAGACCGAUACCUUCUGCAGAAGGAUGGAGAGAAAUACGCCGUCCACAAAGACGGAGAGAAGUACCUGCUGCAGAAAGACGGGCAGAAGUACACAUUACACAAAGAUGGAGACAAGUACACGCUUCAGAGGGAAGGCGAACAAUAUGUUCCACCCAAAGAUGGCGAGAAGAACUUGCAAAUGGAUGCAAGGUACCCUCUUGGAGACAAACACAAGCAGCCGAAAGACCCAGAGAAACCCGUCCCACCGCCACGGGAUGCCGAGAAAUACGGCUUCCAGAAAGAGGGCGCUGGAGAGCGGCCGCUCACUAAGAUCAACAGCAUCAAACUCCAGCCGGCUCAAGCGGCGGCCAUCGCUGCGGCCGUCUCAUCCUCCAGACAGCUCCAGAGCGCUGCGGGAUCCAGCCAGCACAAACCACCCCAAGUCAACGGUUCUGGGGAACGAGGGGGAGACAGAAGCCCCGGAGACAUGAACAAUACGAUGCCCCAGAGGACGACAGAACCAGAGCGAACCCUGAGCAGAACCAACUCCAUGCAGCAGCUGGAGCAGUGGGUCCGCACUCAACGCACACGGCCCCCAGACGACGACACCAGGAGCAUUACGUCCUACCAAACAUUGCCGAGGAACAUGCCGAGCCAUCGUGCACAGAUCGUCCCGCGCUAUCCCGAGGGUUACCGGACGCUUCCACGUAACAUGCUUCGGCCGGACAGCAUCUCCAGCGCGUCGGGGUCGAUGUACGACCGGGCGCUGCAGCCCACGACUGCAGAGAAGCGGCGCUCCAUACGGGACGACACCAUGUGGCAGCUGUACGAGUGGCAGCAGAGGCAGGCGCACAGCCGGAUCGGAUACGGGACGCUGCCCAGCCCCAAAACCAUGAGCCAGAUCGCAGAGUCCAUCCCCACGUCUCCUUCCCACGGAUCUCUGGCCGGUUACCACACCUUCUCCCCUAAUCGCCCCCUCAACCCAGACUCCCGCUCUGAAGUUACCUCGCCGGUGUUUCGUGGGGACGUGACCAUUGAACGCCGCCAUCGGCCGCACCUCUCCAAGGUUUCCUAUCCUGCCGAGCGCAGGCCUGUUCCUCCCUCACAGAGCAUCACUGCACAGUCUCUGCAAGGCAAAACGCCAGAGGAACUGACCCUGAUGCUCAUCAAGCUCCGGCGGCAGCAGGCCGAGCUCAACAGCCUUCGUGAGCACACGCUCGCUCAGCUAAUGCAGCUAAACCUGGAUGCCACUAAGCCAAAGAGUGAAAUCCUUUCCCAUCACCUACAGAGGAAUCUGGUGUACUUGGACAGCCAGAUGAAGGAGAAUGAGCCGGUAAUCUUCAUGAUUCACACUAUGAUUGAGAACUCGGCGCCAAGGCCGCAACUGUACCAGCAACAGAUGAGCCCUGAAGAGUACAGAGAAAACACCUACUUAUUCCGACCCGAGGAGCUGGACAUUGAUGCGAAGUUAAGUCGACUGUGUGAGCAGGAUAAAGUAGUGAGAACUCAAGAAGAAAAACUGCAGCAGCUCCACAGAGAAAAGCACACGCUGGAGACGGCCUUACUGUCGGCCAGUCAGGAGAUCGAGAUGAGCUCUGAAAACCCCACGGCCGUGCAGAGCGUCAUCCAGCAGCGGGACGUCCUGCAGAGCGGUCUGCUCAGCACCUGCAGAGAGCUGUCACGUGUCAACACUGAGCUGGAGCGGAGCUUGAGAGAGUACGAUCGACUGGAGGCGGACGUCACCAUGGCCAAAACAAACCUGCUGGAGCAACUCGAAGCCCUCGGGAGCCCACAGACGGAGCCGCCCAGCCAAAAACACGUUCAGAUCCAGAAGGAGUUGUGGCGGAUUCAGGAUGUGAUGGAGGUGCUGAACAAGAACAAACCUAAGAGAAACGCAGAACCCAGUUUUCCUGGUGCAAACCCCCUGUCAAACCUGCAUAAAAGUGAAGAGUCAGACUCAGUGCCUCCUCGUCCUCCUCUCCCGUACUCGUAUGAGGGGGGAGACCGGCCGCCUCACGCCCCCCGCACAACCCCUCACCGGCCCGAGGACCGCAAGGCCGCCCAGCGCAACGGUGCCCACAGCGGGCCUGACUACAGACUGUAUAAGAGCGAGCCGGAGCUCACCACGGUAGCUGAAGUCGACGAGAGCAACGGCGAAGACAAAUCUGAGCAGACGGCAGAGAAAGAGUCGCCCGGUGUCACCAAAGGUGUAGUUUACACCGUCGGCGUGGUCAGUCCCAGGAAUAAAUCACCCAUGCCUGAAUCGUCCACCAUCGCCUCUUAUGUCACCUUGAGAAAGAGCAAGAAACCUGAUCCCAGAACAUCCCAGCCGCAGGACCGUCCUCACAGUGCGGUGGAGCACAUGAUUGGCGCAGCAGAGGUGGGCCGAACACGCAUGAGCGUCGAGGAGCAGAUGGAGCGAAUCAGGAGGCACCAGCAGGGGGCGAUACGUGAACGGAGGAGAGAGGACGGAUCGCUGUCCCGAAGCCUCUCCUUCACUAAAGACAACCCCUACUACACCCUACAGAUGCGUAAGAAGAGCCCGGCGAUCUCUCCGGAUGAGCUGGACGACCGCAGAGACACCAAACCGACCCAUGCAGAAAAAAACUGCAAGAAUAUUGAAGAUCUGGAAUCUGGAAAUACCAACCUGGAGAAGAAGGAGAGAGCGCUCCUGUCCCGAUCGGCCUCUGUUAAAGAGUAUCUCCUGAAGUGCGCGGGGCCAAAACCAGUGCUGAACAGGGACCAGACAGAGCCCAGAUGUGUGAGUCCACUGGAGUACCGCAGGACCCUGGCCACUCAGAACAGCUUACAGACGGCCCUCAUGGUGCGCGUGGGCACUGAGGAAGACGAGGAGGAGGAGGGGGAUGAAGAGAAGCCCUCCAGUCAACAGCAGGACGUGUCUUAUGAGCUGACCAUCAGCAAACACGGCACGCUGACGUCAGUGAACAGUCUGUCGACUCCGCCCCAAUCUCCAAGCUCCUCCUCCUCUCCCCCGCCUCCGCCCUCCCCCCCACAGCUGACGGACGGAUCGCACUUCAUGUGUGUGUGAGAGGAGAGAUGGACGACCCCUCCAGCCACAUCAGUGAAGCAUGUGAGAGGACGUCCCACCGUGAGCCACACACAUCAUCAUCAUCAUCAUGAGACAGACAGGAAGUGCCGCCCAUCAGCUGACCGACACACAGCGACGUCCAGGCCUUAGUUCACACGAUUCAUUUAUAGUGCUUAUUUAUAUUCCUAUUGUUCCCUUUUGUUUUCUGUAGACCCCAGAGUUGAGUUGUGUUUGAUUGGAGGUGCUAUUAAACUCUCUCUGAUGUACAUUACAGCACCCAGACUCUCUCUCAACAGGAAGUGGAGCGUAAAGCCCACUUAUUUAAUUCGGACUGCCGAGGGUUGCGUUCAUCGUUCGCUUGUUUUUAUAUGGAUUUUAAUCAGUCGCUCCCGGUUUUAUCUAUUGUUGGUCGACGCGAUUUUUAGUACUCAUAUCUUUUGCACUGUACGACACCCAUCGUUGCUUUUUUGAUAUCAGAGGAUUUAUAUAUAAACGAUGUACAACUAUAAACUUUCAAUAAGGUGCCACCGUACUGCUGCCGAAGGACAGGAUUUGUAAAUGAUCUGUAUGUUGGAUAGUCCGCAAUAGCCACCACACUGUUUCCCGACACACUCAUGAAUGUUCCAGCUUAUGUUUUAUUUUUCUAUGGCUGAGAGAUAUUUAAGUAGAGAGACGAGUACAGCGUAUUACCAUUUUAAGAAGAGUAUUUCAGAGGUUUGAGGAGCAAGCGUUUAUAACGGUUGAUAAAGCAAUAAGCAGGGUUUGGUGUUCAACUUUGAUGUAUAAACUGUAAAGUUCAUGAUGUAUAUACUGUACACCAUUCUAUGAGCAGAGCAGACACACAGAAGAGGUUAUGUAUCAGAGUCAAUAUGCAAAUGUUCAUAUUUCAUCUGUUUUAUAUCAUGUGAAAUAAAUGUUGAUGUUCUUAUACAGUA